AUGGCGGCGCCACUGGCCGAAGCCAUCAGAUCAGGAUCCGUACCAGAUGUCAUCCUCAAGCACUAUCACGACGCCGAUGAAGCGAUGAAAGCCUUCGAAAGCCAGCAGGGAGAAGUCAUGGCCAUCGAUGAGGCUACGAACAAACGCCUCCUCCGCCGCAUCGACUGGAACCUCAUGCCGAUCAUGUGUGUUAUAUACGGCUUGCAAUUCUUGGACAAAACCACGAUCAGCUACGCCUCAAUCAUGGGUCUGCGAGACGACAUCGGUCUAACCGGCGACAACUAUCAGUGGCUUGGCUCCAUGUUCUACUUCGGAUACCUUGCCUGGGAGUACCCUACCAACCGUCUCUUACAAAGACUGCCUCUGGGAAAGUACAGUGCGACAUGCAUCAUCCUCUGGGGACUAGUACUUGCCUGCUUUGCGGCCGUCAAGAACUUCAGUGGCGCGGUGGCGAUACGCUUCCUGUUAGGUCUGACUGAGUCUGCUGUCACGCCUGGCUUUGCUUUCAUCACGAGUCAAUGGUACACGAAAGCUGAGCAGGGCCUGCGAGUAGGCAUUUGGUUCUCCUUCAAUGGCGUUGCUCAGAUUGUAGGAGGUGUCGUAGCUUAUGGCAUUGCCGUUGGUACGGAGAGACACCCUACCUCGCUGUCAGGUUGGCAGAUCCUGUUUCUGGCAACGGGUCUUGUCACUGCCGCAAUCGGGAUCGUGUUCUUCUUCAUAGUCCCCGACAAUCAGUUGAACGCUCGCUGGCUGAGCAAGGAAGAUCGAGUAUUGGCACUGGAACGUAUCCGAAUCAAUCAGCAGGGCGUUGGUAACAGACAUUUCAAAUGGUACCAGAUGAAAGAAGCUCUACUUGACCCGAUGGCCUGGGCUUUCACUGCAUAUGCAUUAGUUGCAGACAUUCCAAAUGGUGGGAUCACGAACUUCUUCUCACAGCUUAUCACAUCAUUCGGGUACACUGAGAAGCAGUCGCUCUUAUACGGAACCCCUGGCGGUGCUGUUGAAAUCGUUACGCUGCUGUUCGCGGGCUACUUUGGCGACAAGCUGCACAACCGCAUCCUCCUGUCCUCUCAUGGAUUAGUCCUUGCGAUCAUCGGGAUGGUCUUGAUCGUUGCUCUGCCUCUGGAGAACAACAAUGGUCGCUUAGCAGGAUACUACCUGACACAAGCCAGCGCGGCGCCCUUUGUGUGCUUCCUCUCCAUGAUCGCCACGAACGUCGCUGGCUACACGAAGAAGACCACCGUCGCCGCGAUGUAUCUGAUCGCAUACUGUGUUGGCAACAUCAUUGGACCACAGACCUUCCGACCCAAGGAUGCCCCUCGCUACGUCACGGCCGAGAUCACAAUCAUCGUCUGCUGGUGCGUCUCGUUAUGCAUCAUGGUCUUCAUCUACGUCUGGUGUCGGACGCAGAACGCGAAGAAGGCCAAGAUUCGAGCUCAGCUUGGAUACGUGAAGUUGGAGAAUCAGGGAUGGUUGGACCUGACGGACAGAGAGAAUCCCGAGUUCACAUACACCCUAUGA
Messenger RNA from Fulvia fulva, 1521 nucleotides. RefSeq lists its product as uncharacterized. Gene Ontology annotation, cellular component: plasma membrane. The record is from RefSeq and is a predicted model, not a curated record. The transcript is spliced from 3 exons. Lineage: Eukaryota; Fungi; Ascomycota; Dothideomycetes; Mycosphaerellales; Mycosphaerellaceae. Gene Ontology annotation, molecular function: allantoate transmembrane transporter activity; dipeptide transmembrane transporter activity. Bases 1 to 1521 code for a protein of 506 amino acids. Gene Ontology annotation, biological process: dipeptide transport; tripeptide transport; transmembrane transport.